GUCUUCGUGCUUCAUCGGGCUCCAUCGUACGUCUCCGUAGCUAGUUGUUGCUCGUCUGGUCUGAGGCUCGAACAAUGAUUGAAUAUAAUGGCGACGCGUUUAUUCUGAUUUGUUCCCAUGGAGCGAUCUCAGACUGACGAAAAGAACCCACUGUAUAAUUUGCUUUGCACUUUUGAAAACCGCGUUAGGGACAGUUGGCGAAAAGAUGCACAGCUUCGCUUUCAGCUAAAAGGAGCCUGGAUAAAUUUACAUUGCUAGCGAUGCUAUUGCUAGCAAUUGUGCUAGCUUGCUAAGUUAAAAAGGUGGCACUUUUGUGUGAACUGGAGAAGGGAAGCAGUCAACCUGUUGUAAACCGAGAAUUAUGCAGUUCUUAAUGCGUCUACUUGAAGUCUCUAAGUAUAAUUAGAUCCUCAUUAGCAGCGGGUAUGCCCAGUAGUGAGCUCGGACUUGCAGUUGUCGUUAGCUUGUAGUUUUGGGAAGAGGCUCCAACACCCUCCUUGGGAAUAAGCAGUCUGUCUUUGUGGAUUGUUCCAAUUUCUUUCCUGUUAAGACUUGCCUUUACUUGAUUGGAAAACUGUCUUCCACCGAAACGACAGCUUGCUAGCAAACUCUGCUAGGUCGCUAACUUAUUUUCAUUUUUGGUGGUUUUGCGGGAUCUGUUUUAAAUGACCACCGGGAGGAACAAUCGAGCGAUGAUGGAAGGAGUUGGAGCCAGAGUGGUCCGAGGACCUGACUGGAAGUGGGGAAAGCAGGAUGGUGGAGAGGGGCACGUCGGAACCGUCAGGAGUUUUGAAAGUCCAGAAGAGGUGGUGGUUGUUUGGGAUAACGGGACUGCUGCCAACUACCGCUGUUCCGGAGCUUACGACAUAAGGAUACUAGACAGCGCUCCAACAGGUAUCAAACAUGAUGGAACCAUGUGUGACACCUGUCGUCAGCAGCCGAUCAUCGGUAUUCGCUGGAAAUGUGCAGAGUGCACCAAUUAUGACCUCUGCACAACCUGUUACCAUGGAGACAAGCAUCACUUGAGACAUCGGUUCUACAGGAUCACCACCCCAGGCAGUGAACGAGUGCUUUUGGAGUCCCGUCGCAAGUCAAAGAAAAUCACAGCCAGAGGGAUCUUCGCUGGUGGCCGGGUUGUGAGAGGAGUAGACUGGCAGUGGGAGGACCAAGAUGGAGGCAAUGGAAGGAGAGGAAAGGUGACAGAGAUCCAGGACUGGAGUGCAGCCAGCCCUCACAGCGCUGCCUACGUACUGUGGGACAACGGGGCCAAGAACCUGUACCGAGUCGGCUUCGAGGGAAUGUCGGACCUGAAAUGUGUCCAGGACGCCAAAGGAGGCUCGUUUUACAGAGACCACUGUCCUGUUUUAGGGGAGCAGAACGGCAACAGAAACCCUGGUGGCCUUCAGAUUGGAGACCUGGUCAACAUUGACUUGGACCUUGAGAUCGUCCAGUCCCUCCAGCACGGCCACGGGGGGUGGACCGACGGCAUGUUCGAGACCCUCACCACCACCGGCACGGUGUGUGGCAUCGAUGAGGACCACGACAUCGUGGUCCAGUACCCCAGUGGGAACAGAUGGACGUUCAACCCAGCUGUGCUUACCAAGGCUAAUGUGGUACGUAGUGGUGAGGUUGCAGCCGGUGCUGAAGGGGGAAAUUCCCAGUUCCACGUGGGAGAUCUGGUCCAGAUCUGUUACGACAUUGACCGCAUCAAGCUGCUACAGCGAGGCCACGGAGAGUGGGCUGAGGCGAUGCUCCCGACCCUGGGCAAGGUGGGCCGCGUGCAGCAGAUCUACUCCGACAGUGACCUGAAGGUGGAGGUUUGUGGGACUUCGUGGACGUAUAAUCCCGCCGCCGUCACCAAGAUUGCCCCCUCUGGCUCCGCUGUCAGCAAUGCCUCUGGAGAGCGUUUGUCUCAGUUGUUAAAGAAGCUUUUUGAGACACAAGAGUCUGGGGACAUCAACGAGGAGCUGGUCAAGGCAGCAGCCAACGGAGACCUUGCCAAAGUGGAAGACAUACUUAAGAGACCAGAUGUAGAUGUGAACGGACAGUGUGCUGGACACACUGCUAUGCAGGCAGCCAGUCAGAACGGUCACGUGGAUGUCCUAAAGCUGCUGCUUAAGCACAAUGUGGACCUUGAGGCUGAGGACAAAGAUGGAGACCGGGCGGUGCACCAUGCAGCGUUUGGCGAUGAGGGCUCUGUCAUUGAGGUGCUGCAUCGAGGCGGUGCCGACUUGAACGCCAGAAACAAGCGACGGCAGACGCCAUUGCACAUAGCAGUCAACAAGGGCCACCUACAGGUGGUUAAGACCUUGCUGGACUUUGGCUGCCACCCAAGCCUUCAGGAUUCCGAGGGAGACACGCCGCUGCACGAUGCCAUCAGCAAGAAGAGAGAUGACAUGCUGUCUGUGCUGCUGGAGGCCGGCGCCGACGUCACCAUCACCAACAACAACGGGUUCAAUGCCUUGCAUCACGCCGCGCUGCGAGGAAACCCCAGUGCCAUGCGCGUGCUGCUGUCCAAACUGCCGAGGCCUUGGAUUGUGGAUGAGAAGAAGGACGACGGUUACACGGCGCUUCACCUGGCUGCCCUUAACAACCACGUGGAGGUGGCUGAGCUUCUGGUGCAUCAGGGCAACGCCAGCUUGGACAUCCAGAAUGUCAACCAGCAGACAGCGUUGCACCUUGCAGUGGAGCGCCAGCACACCCAGAUAGUUCGGCUCCUGGUGCGGGCAGAGGCCAAGCUGGACGUGCAAGACAAGGACGGGGACACGCCGCUUCACGAGGCUCUGCGCCACCACACGCUGUCUCAGUUGCGGCAACUCCAGGACAUGCAGGAUGUCAGCAAAGUGGAGCCUUGGGAACCGUCCAAAAACACGUUAAUCAUGGGUCUGGGCACCCAGGGGGCGGAGAAGAAGAGUGCAGCAUCCAUCGCCUGCUUCCUGGCAGCAAAUGGAGCCGACUUGACCAUUCGCAACAAAAAGGGCCAGUCCCCUCUGGACCUGUGUCCUGACCCUAGCCUCUGUAAGGCUUUGGCUAAAUGUCACAAAGAGAAGAGCAGUGGCCAGGUGGGAACCCGCAGUCCAUCCCUGAACAGCAACAUCGAGUCUCUGGAGGAGUGCAUGGUGUGCUCCGACAUGAAGAGGGACACGCUGUUCGGGCCGUGCGGACACAUCGCCACCUGCUCGCUGUGCUCGCCGCGUGUCAAGAAGUGCCUCAUCUGUAAGGAGCAGGUCCAGUCCAGAACUAAGAUUGAGGAGUGUGUCGUCUGCUCUGAUAAAAAAGCAGCCGUGUUGUUUCAGCCCUGUGGCCACAUGUGCGCUUGUGAGAAUUGUGCCAUCCUCAUGAAGAAGUGCGUACAGUGUCGGGCUGUGGUGGAACGCCGCACCCCUUACGUUCUAUGCUGUGGAGGGAAAGGUAUGGAGGAUGAUGCCGCUGAUGAUGAUGAUGAUGAUGAUGAUGAUGAUGACCUUACAGGGAGUUCUAACACUAUUGCAGGGGGAUCGCAGGAUCUUCUCCAGCCCAACAAUCUGGCAAUAAGUUGGUCCAGUGGAAACAUCCCGGGCCUGCAGAGAGACAAGGACAACACUAACGUCAACGCGGAUGUCCAGAAGCUUCAGCAGCAGCUACAAGACAUCAAGGAACAAACCAUGUGUCCGGUGUGUCUGGAUCGGCUGAAGAACAUGAUCUUCAUGUGCGGCCAUGGCACCUGCCAGCUCUGCGGGGACCGGAUGAGCGAGUGCCCCAUCUGUCGCAAGGCCAUCGAGCGCCGCAUCCUCCUUUACUAGACCCCUCCCCUUUCCAGGGCCCACACUGACGACUCCUGCAACACCACUCCAGCUGCUGCCCCGCCAUCCUCACAGUUCCUGGAGCCACAUCUUACACGUCAUCUUUUUUAUGCUCAGAUGGAACGUCUGUUACAAAGUGUGGAAGAAAAAAAAACAAGAACUGCUCUUAAUCUGGUUCAGUGUUUCGCCUUCAGUCCUUCGGCGUUUUGUUUUACUCUGGGUUUCGUAUUUUAUCUCUUCAGAUGAAUUUGUGGGAUAAAACAUGGAUUUAGCCACUGACUGACUCAUGAAUUCAGUUCCCGUGUUUUUAAUUUAAAGGUGUCAUGCAUGUGUUCUGUUUAGCGACAGCGCUGGUCAAGAUAUAUUUCAUUAUGACAAUGUUAUGCAAGCGUGUCAGUAACGGAAGCUCUAAACACAUACUCAGUGUCAGUAUGGAAAGUUCAGGAGACGGUGCUCUGGUGUGUGUGUGUGUGUGUGUGUGUGUUCAGUUUAGGGUGAUCCAACACUGUAUCCUGACUGUCUUUGCAGCAGAAGACCAAAAGUUGGCAGUUUUGCACUAGGAAUGCUAAAAGCACGGAGGAGGUCCACUUCAGUUCAGCGGCAGAACCCUGCAGGUAGCACACUAAACCCCCAUGCUCUUUUUUUUUUUUUUACCAAUCCGAGCUGCGUGUCGAGAUUAUAAGCUGUUGUAUAAGAUGCAAACUUCUCUAUAGCCAGCUCGACACACCUUAAUGAUAAAUGUUUGGAUGAAAGCUGCAAAAUGAGUCGGUGCCAUUUGCUUCCCCAAAAAAACUUCUUGUUAAAUACAUAAUGGUGCUCCAUAUCUUGUAUUAAUUUUUUAUUUAAGCUCAUUUCCUUUUUCCUGAAACGUUGUGUGGAGCUAGAGAGUACAAUCUAUUAGAAGAUGAAAAUGUAGAGUAAAUUAUUUUGUAUUUCUGCCCUAAAGAUAAGAUUUAUAGUCAUCACUGCCUUCCUACUAUGUAGCCCCAAAAUGAGUCAAACAUUCUGCUUAGUUAAUUACUGUUGAAUUAAUGAUGUGAUGUUCUUUUGUUGGCUUUGUAGAAAUCCGUAGAAGACUUUUUCUCUUUAGAGUAGGUGUACGUAUCGUUACUUUUCACCUGUGUUUUAUUUUUGGAGGAAAAGAAACAAAACAGUUUUAAAGAUGAUUUGUGGAGAAUCCACUGUCCAAUUUGCAAACAUAAACAAGCUUUUAUUUUAUUUUUACGGAAUUAACGCAACUUUUGAGUACAGUUUUGAAUCUUUUCCUCCAUAAGCUGAUAAAAACACAAACACUAGUACUUAUCAUGGCAGUGUUGGUUGUUUAGUAACAAAAACACUUAUUUUAACUUUAUUUUCAAUACUCGUAACAGUCUUGUAAAAGAUUUAUCGGUAGUGUUUACUUUAGCAUGAAUGUUUGACAAAUGCAGUACGACUUGUAUCCAUAAAAAAGGGGAGAGAAAAAAAACUGUAUGCAAUCAAGUACUCUCAAUAGCAACCAUCCAGCAGAAAUAAAGCUCUAAAAUGAA
Molecule: messenger RNA, 5308 nt
Organism: Nothobranchius furzeri (turquoise killifish)
Lineage: Eukaryota; Metazoa; Chordata; Actinopteri; Cyprinodontiformes; Nothobranchiidae
Gene: mib1
Product: MIB E3 ubiquitin protein ligase 1
Biological process (GO): endocytosis; protein ubiquitination; Notch signaling pathway
Cellular component (GO): cytoplasm
Molecular function (GO): protein binding; zinc ion binding; ubiquitin-protein transferase activity
Source: RefSeq, a predicted model, not a curated record